Chroicocephalus ridibundus (black-headed gull) is the source of this 4305-nucleotide messenger RNA. RefSeq names its product dpy-19 like C-mannosyltransferase 1 (gene DPY19L1). NCBI's taxonomy places the organism in Eukaryota, Metazoa, Chordata, Aves, Charadriiformes, Laridae. Gene Ontology annotation, cellular component: nuclear inner membrane. Gene Ontology annotation, molecular function: mannosyltransferase activity. The record is from RefSeq and is a predicted model, not a curated record. The coding region runs from base 231 to 2549 and encodes 772 amino acids. The transcript has 23 exons.
CGGAGCAGGCGGCGGCGGCGGAGUAGUGGCCGGGCGCCCCUUUCCCCUCCUCGCCCGGUUCCUACGAGCCCGCUGUCUCUGCCUCCGCUCCCCCCGCCCCGAGGCCUCCGGGCCCUUCCCCGGGGGUGGGGGAACCUCCUGGCUGAGGACCGCCCACUCCCCGUCUCGCUUCCCCUCUCCGGCGCGGCAUCCCCCCUCCCUUCCCCGGCCCCGGUGGGGACUAUGCGGAGAUGGUCGUCCCGACCCGAAGCAGGAACAAAGAGUCGCCGCCGCUCAAGCCCGGGCAACAGCAGCACCAGUCGCCCGGCGCCAGCCCCGGGAGCGGCCGCGGGCGCCCGCCGCACUCCCCCGGCAGGCAGGUCCCCGCCGGCGGGGCCCGCGCCAUGCGGAAGGGAGGCGGCGGCGGCCGGCGGGGAGCCCGGAGCGACCCCCAGAGACCCUGCAGGGAGGGGCCCGCGGCUGAGGGGGAGCGGGACGUGCUGGGCCGCGGGCCCCUGAGGCUCCUGCGCGUCUGCAGAGACCGACUGCGAGUAUUUGUUGAUGACAGAAAGGCCUUCAUCGUAAAAGCUGAUAGCAAGAUAUGGCUCACUUUCCUUAUGGCUGCUUUUGCAGGAGUCCUACAUUGGUGUCACAUAACAACUCUUUUUGAAAAUGACCGUCAUUUUUCUCACCUGUCAACGCUAGAAAGAGAAAUGGCUUUUCGCACGGAAAUGGGUCUUUAUUAUUCCUACUUCAAGAUCAUUAUUGAGGCACCAUCGUUUUGGAAUGGAGUAUGGGCAAUUAUGAAUGACAGAAUAACUGAAUAUCCUUUAGUGAUUAACACCUUACAAAGGUUCAAUCUUUACCCAGAGGUGGUCCUCGCCAGCUGGUACCGCAUAUACACUGCCUUUAUGGAUUUCUUUGGUCUACCAACAAAGACAUGUUGGACUGUAAACAGAGGAAAAGGGCUUAGUCCUGUUGAAAGCUGCGAGGGGCUGGGAGACCCUGCUUCCUUUUAUGUUGCCGUGAUUUUUCUUUUGAAUGGAUUAAUGAUGUCACUGUUCUUCAUAUAUGGUACAUACCUCAGUGGGAGCCGUCUAGGAGGCCUUGUUACCGUGAUGUGUUUCUUUUUCAACCAUGGAGAGUGCACUCGCGUCAUGUGGACUCCACCUCUUCGUGAAAGUUUCUCAUACCCAUUCCUUGUGCUUCAGAUGUUGCUUUUGACCUAUAUUCUCAGGAUUCCGAAUAUUAAUACAGGAAGCUUGAUUGCACUGUGUGUUUCUAAUAUCUUUUUCAUGCUUCCCUGGCAGUUUGCUCAAUUUGUUCUUCUAACACAGAUAGCUUCAUUAUUUGCUGUGUGUAUUAUGGGUUAUAUUGACUCCUGCAAAUUACAGAAGAUACUCUCUGCUCAUAUGGUAUCUCUUGUAGUGUGUUUUAUUCUGAUGUUUGGUAAUUCAAUGUUGUUGACAUCAUAUUAUGCUGCAUCUCUAGUAGUUAUCUGGGGAAUUCUUGAAUUGAGUCCAAAAGUCUUGAAAAGCAGCAGAAGAGAAGUCUGUCUGUGGGUCAUUGAAGGAUGUGCCUGGUUAUUUGGGACAGUCACCUUGAAAUACCUGACUUCUUUAGCAUUUGGAAUAGCUGAUGAUGCUCAUAUAGGAAAUAUAUUAAAAUCUAAAUUUAUUGGCUACAAGGAUUUUGAUACAUUAAUGUAUACCUGUGCUGCAGAGUUUGACUUCAUGGAAAAAGAGACUCCAGUAAGAUACACAAAGACUCUUCUAUUACCAGUUGUUCUGGUGGUUUUUGGGGUAAUCAUCAAAAGGGCGAUUAAAUAUCUUAUGUGGGCGUUAACUCAGGCAGGCCAAUAUGAAAGAGAGGAACGUUUUAACCAUGGUGAGCUGGUAUACCAUGCAUUGCAGCUAUUGGCAUACAGUGUCCUAGCAAUUUUAAUCAUGAGACUAAAACUGUUUUUGACACCACAUCUAUGUGUUAUGGCUUCCUUGGUGUGUUCAAAACAGUUGUUUGGAUGGCUCUUCUGUAAAAUCCAGCCCAAAACAUUGGUCUUUGCUAUUUUAGCAUUGAUGGCAAUAGAAGGAUCAGCAAACCUUCAAACGCAGUGGAACAUCAUGGGAGAAUUUAGCAAUUUGCCACAGGAGGAACUUUUAGAGUGGAUAAAAGUCAAUACCAGACAAGAUGCAGUUUUUGCAGGAGCAAUGCCUACAAUGGCAAGUGUUAAAUUGUCUACGCUUCGUCCUAUUGUAAAUCAUCCUCACUAUGAAGAUGCAGGAUUAAGGGCCAGAACUAAAAUAGUGUAUUCCAUGUACAGUCGAAAACCUGCAAAAGAAGUAAAAAGAGAAUUAAUAAAACUAGGAGUGAAUUACUACAUUCUGGAAGAGUCAUUGUGUGUAAGCAGAAAAAAGCCUGGUUGCAGUAUGCCUGAAAUUUGGGAUGUCGAAGAUCCUGCUAAUAGCGGCAAAAUUCCUUUAUGUACCCUUAUGAGCAAGGAUUCCAGGCCGUAUUUCAUCACAGUAUUUGAAAAUAGCAAUUACAGAGUCUUGAGGAUUCCAAAGGAAUAACAUUUCAAUGCAAAGAAACAUCAGUCUUUCAACUUUUUAAACUAGUAACUAUAAGAAUUCUAAAUCAGAAAUACCUUUUCUACCAGACUUAAAAUGGAAAAAUGUGUAUUUUAUUUUUUACCAUUUUAAGUGAAUUCUGAUUAUAGAAAUAUCUUAAACCUAACAGUUUGGAUUUCUAUUUCAGGGUCAGUCCCUUGAGAUUUGCUAUGCAAAUGAUUAUAUGUUUGCACAUUUUAUUUAACAUUGAUCCAAAAAGAGUUAAAAGUAGCUAUGGGAAGUAACUCCAUUCUCAAAAUCAAUGAUAUUGUGAAAUGGGACUGUCAGAAUGUUUUAGCAAAGCAAGUUUGUUUAAAGCCUUGGUGCUAGCAGCUAGGAACACAGGAAUGGUGCUAUAGCAUCUGGCAUCGCAUUUCUCAUGUCGCUUUCAUUACCCAUCUCCCUUCUGGACAAGGUCGUACUAGAAAUUCUCUUAAAAGUCACAUAGUUUCACUAGUCAUAUCGGAGAGAAAUACAAUUUUUUCUUUGAGAGGAUUAAGAACAUUUGUCAUUUUGAAUCACUUAACACAUGCUUUUUAAGCUUGCUUUUGAAAUGGAAAAGUCUGUAGGCAAACUUGAAACUUCAUUAUUUAGGUGCAUGUUCUUGGAAUCUUAUUGAUAUUAAAAAAGAAGACUAAUAAAGGUAAUAUUUGCAGUGAGCAAUAGUUUAGCUUCUCAGUGUCCAAGGAUUUUUAGCAUUCUUAUGCAUUCAGAAUAAGCUCGCAUAAUAUACAUGAAAUUUUUAAAGGAAAAUGCUUUAUUCAGGAAAAAUCUGUCAUAGCCUUAGAAAGAUACUAAAAUAAAUCCUUCACUGCCUUAACUAGAUCUUCAGCGCCUAACUUGAUAAGAAAUUACUUUCAAAAUUUAUGCCCUCUUUUCUUUCCCCAUGUAUUAGAUCCUGCCUGGAUUUUUAUCAUCAGCAUUAAAGAAAAAUGAAAUUUAACCCAGUUGUCAUAGGGGUAGAGUCAGUUGUGUGGGUAUAAUUGCUCCAACGAUGUUAGUCUGGUUCAGCAGUUUUUCUGUCAUCUUGGUGUCACACCAAUAUUGUAGGUAAUAAAGAAUUUAGAGAAUUCACUUUCCAAGAUACCCAGUGCAAGGACACCCUUUAGUCGUUUAACUGACUUGAUAGAGUUUUUGUAUGUUUAUUGCCAUUGGCAAGUAUCACAGUAAUUGUGAUUCUACAGUAUAAGACUUCUAGAGUCUAAUAUUUCUCUGUAUAUCAUUCAUGUUCUGGGUUUGUUUUGGGUUUGUUUGGUUUUUGUUUUGUUCAAACAUCAGUCUAUUGAUGAGACUGGUCUUUUUAGCCCUAGUAGCAUCUAGCAAUAUUAGAUGCUAUAGGAAUAGCAUCCAUCAUGCCUGUAACAGUAUCAAUUAAAUGGGAAUCUAUGAAAAAGUAGUAGUGUGACAACUGAUGAGUAUUCUGAGACUUCUUAUUUUUUUAAAAUCUGUUUUAUUGAGAGGGUGAGGGAGAAUGGCUGAAAAUGCAUUAGCUUUUUAACUUUUACAGAAUAGAUUUUGGAAAAAAUUUCUAUAAGGAAACUAUCACAAAAAGGGCUUUUGGGAAGUCACUUUUUAAAACGUUAAUUGAAUUCAAGGAAGCGGGGAAAAAAAUCUUUAUAUAUAAACAUUGUGACUAGUGUUACAGCACAAAAAGGUACUGUAUUUUUAUGAAGUUUAUGCCAACUGUUGACAUGUACUUAUGUGGUUAAAUAAAAAAGAA